Molecule: messenger RNA, 601 nt
Organism: Pectinophora gossypiella (pink bollworm)
Lineage: Eukaryota; Metazoa; Arthropoda; Insecta; Lepidoptera; Gelechiidae
Product: coiled-coil-helix-coiled-coil-helix domain-containing protein 10, mitochondrial-like
Exons: 3
Coding region: 79-378 (99 amino acids)
Biological process (GO): mitochondrion organization
Cellular component (GO): nucleus; mitochondrion
Source: RefSeq, a predicted model, not a curated record
UAUUCUUGCAGCCGUUCCCGCUAUUCGCCUGCGCAGAGCCAUGCGCCUGCACGAUCCCCGCCUAUCAUCGUGGCUCCCAUGCCGCGACGAUCCAUGUUCAGAGACGCCGCGUCUAUAGCUGGCGGUGUUACCGUGGGCACCACUGUGGGCCACUUAGCGGGAGAAGCGAUCACCGGGUUGUUCGGCGGCGGGCGGCGUUACUCGGAGGUACAGCAAGCGGUCCCGAAGGAUUAUCGCAUGGGCUCGGACCCCAGCGGCCCGUGCGCGUACGAGAUCGCGCAGUUCCUGCAGUGCGCAAGCCUGGCGGAGGACCUUGGCCAGUGCCAGCCGUAUAAAGACUCACUGCUCGAGUGCAAGCGGCGCAAUAGAAUACCUUGAAACCAACAUAUUACUUUGGGUUUAAAUCUCAGCCAAUCGGUCAGCUCAACAUGUAGCAAAGCAAUAGACACUAAGCAAUAAACUGAACAACAAAUUUUCUUUUUUCAUUUGUAGAGUAUUUUAUUAUCUGAUUAUUUGCUAUUUUAUUGUAUGACUAUUUUAUAUCUGGAUUAUGAUGCGGCGUUGAUAAAAAUAAAUAAAAGACACAAGUACAGGUGUAUAC